UUUGAAAAACACUAAAGUUAACAAAAAGGUAUUGAUUGGAAUGCUUGGAAAAAUAAUAUUUUUAUUAUUAUUUACUGAAAUUGUGCCAGAUGCAGACGAUUAUUAUUAUGAGGAUGUUGAGGAAAUGUUAAGUGAAUAUUUGAAUAGGGCUGAAGGUCGAACACUGUCACUUGUGAGCCUUGUGGAAUUGACCUACGGAUCAGUCGAAGAUGAUUUCACGACAUCUGAAGAGAGUACUGGAAAGCUUUUUACGGUAGAAGGGAGUUUUUUAGAUAAUCAAAAUAUUAUUAGGGAAUGCAUUGCCACAAUCUGGGUAACACAGUUGACACCUUUUCCUGUUGUUUCCAUUGAAUGCGAUUGAAUAGAAAAGGAUAGUAUGACAUCAGGGAUGUGUUAUUAACUAAAUUGGUACAUGGUUUGCAUCUCUGUUUUUUUUGAACUGUCCGUUAUUAUUAAUUAUCGUUAACUAAAAUAUCUAAGCUUUAAUUACAAAAAUAUAAAGUAUUAGUUUUGAUAUG
Teleopsis dalmanni is the source of this 518-nucleotide messenger RNA. RefSeq lists its product as uncharacterized. The transcript is spliced from 3 exons. Lineage: Eukaryota; Metazoa; Arthropoda; Insecta; Diptera; Diopsidae. The record is from RefSeq and is a predicted model, not a curated record. The coding region runs from base 41 to 361 and encodes 106 amino acids.